CCGGUUUUUAAUCGAACAGGAUAUGGGCACAUGGCACCAUACUUUUUCUCUUCCUUCAGAGAUCAGACACGGAAACUACACACCAAAAUCUUCACACACACUAACGUAUAUUGUGUGUGUAUAUAUGCAUUCUCUAUAGCGGCAGUCGUAGUAUGAAGCAGCGUCGGAAAUUUGAAAUCCGGGCGUGAACUGUGAAGUGUCUAACAAUUCAUCUUCUUUCUUCGUUUCUUGAGGGAUUUGGAUUUGGGAAUGGGGAGUUACAGAGUUUGUAUGUGUUUCACGAGGAAGUUUAAGGUGACGGAGGCGCAGCCGGCGGCGGACGUGAAGGAGGCGUUCAAGAAGUAUGCGGAGGAAGGGAGCCAGAUGAGCUCGGAGCAGCUGCUGCGCUUCCUCACGGAGGAGCAGGGACAAAAGGAAGCCACUCUCGCGGAGGCGGAAGCGAUCGUGCAGCAGAUCCUCCACAAACGCCACCCCAUUUCCAAGUUAACUCGUCGCAAUCUCGCUCUCGACGAUUUCCACCAUUUCCUCUUCAACGCCGACCUCAACCCCCCAAUCAUUUCAAAGGUUCAUCAUGAUAUGACAGCUCCCUUAUCCCAUUAUUAUAUAUUCACUGGGCAUAAUUCGUACUUGACUGGAAAUCAGCUGACAAGUGAUUGCAGUGAUGUUCCAAUAAUUAAGGCACUGAAGAGAGGUGUAAGGGUUAUAGAGCUUGAUAUAUGGCCAAACUCAGCAAAGGAUGAUGUGAUUGUUCUUCAUGGAAGGACAGUGACAACUCCUGUGGAACUCAUAAAAUGUCUGAAGUCAAUAAAGGAGAAUGCCUUUGUUGCCUCUCCCUACCCAGUUGUAAUAACACUGGAAGAUCACCUAACUCCUGAUCUUCAAGCUAAAGUAGCUCAGAUGCUUACAAACACAUUUGGAGAUAUGCUUUUUGUUCCUGAAUCAGAAUGCUUAAAGGAGUUCCCUUCACCAGAAGAACUUAAACAUCGCAUUGUUGUUUCAACGAAACCCCCAAAGGAAUACCUUGAAGCUAAGAGUAUCAACGAAAAACAAAGUAGCUCACUUAGCAGAAAGGAUUCUGAUGAUGAUACUUGGGGUGCUGAGCCUUCAACGUUAACAGCUUUCCAAGAUGAUGACAAGCAGAGCGAAGGUGAUCCAAGCAAGCACAAUCAGGAAAGCGAAGAUUAUGAGGAUGAUGACGACUUUGAUCAGAAAGCAAAUGCAUAUAAACGCUUGAUUGCUAUACAUGCCGGCAAGCCCAAAGGAGGGAUGAAAGAGGCACUGAAAAUUGAGCCUGAUAAAGUGAGACGCCUCAGUCUAAGUGAGCAAGCCCUUGAAAAGGCUGCUGAAGUUCAUGGAACAGAUGUUGUCAGGUUUACACAAAGAAAUAUUCUUAGGGUGUAUCCUAAAGGUACUAGGUUUAACUCCUCCAAUUAUAAACCACUAAUUGGUUGGAUGCAUGGUGCUCAGAUGGUUGCAUUUAAUAUGCAGGGAUAUGGUCGGUCACUUUGGUUGAUGCAAGGGAUGUUCAGAACAAAUGGAGGCUGUGGUUAUGUCAAAAAGCCUGAUUUCCUAGUGAAGGAGGUUUUUGAUCCUCGUGCCACACUGCCAGUGAAGAAAACCUUAAAAGUAAAAGUAUAUAUGGGAGAUGGAUGGCACUUGGACUUUAAACAAACUCACUUCGAUUUGUACUCCCCACCAGACUUCUACACAAGGGUUGGGAUUGCUGGUGUGCCGGCUGAUGAAAAAAUGAUGAAAACAAAGAAAAAGGAGGACAAUUGGACGCCGGUUUGGGAAGAAGAGUUUACGUUCCCGUUGACUGUACCGGAGCUAGCUUUACUACGAAUUGAAGUACACGAAUAUGACAUGUCCGAGAAGGACGAUUUUGCUGGCCAAACAUGCCUUCCUGUAUCUGAAUUGAGACCAGGCAUUCGCGCAGUUCGCCUGUGUAACCGGAAAGGAGAGAACUACAAUUCAGUCAGGCUUCUGAUGCGCUUCACGUUUGUUUAAGUGUGCUGUUUGUUGAUCUUCAUCGGUUUGCUUGUGCUUUCGUUUCGUAUAGAGGUGUGUGUAUUCUUUUCCACUGUAAAUUCCAAAAGGCUCUUCCAAUGCAUGACAAUAAUAUAUCUGAGUGCUUUGCUUUGUGUACAAUUUGCAAGAAACAUCAGUUAUGGAAACAAAAACUCUAUUUAUUUUUAAAA
Ipomoea nil (Japanese morning glory) is the source of this 2198-nucleotide messenger RNA. Its product is annotated as phosphoinositide phospholipase C 4-like. NCBI's taxonomy places the organism in Eukaryota, Viridiplantae, Streptophyta, Magnoliopsida, Solanales, Convolvulaceae. Gene Ontology annotation, biological process: phosphatidylinositol-mediated signaling; lipid metabolic process. The coding region runs from base 250 to 2007 and encodes 585 amino acids. The record is from RefSeq and is a predicted model, not a curated record. Gene Ontology annotation, molecular function: phosphatidylinositol-4,5-bisphosphate phospholipase C activity. The transcript has 9 exons.